GCAAUGCCACCAGCUGGGCUUUGCGAUGAAGGUGCCCCUUGGCCAGUGGCAGAGGCUGCAGAGCGGGCCUGGCCUGGUGGGCCCUACUGGGAUGUUCCCUGUCGCUCUUACAGGGCUUUGAGGGCGGAAAGGAGUCAGCAGGCCACACGUAGACAGCUCAUGCGGCCUUGCGUUUGCUCCUUGAACCAUCAGCAACCCCCGGAAGGGCAUCCGAGGGACCUGCGGUCCAGGGAACGCAGUGAGGCCAGAUUCAGUGGCCAAGUUGACUUGUAAACAGAUGCCCUCGGUAUUGGACCCCGGAUUUCCUGUCUUCUGGCCCAUUGCUUCUUCUACCAGCAUGAGUUAAACCUUUCUUCCCAGUGGAGUUUGCACUUCAUUUUCUCAUGAUGAUGGCCCUUGAGCGUGACUGACAGGUUUCCUCCAGUACGAGGUGACUCUUGAAGCUCUGCAGAAACAAUUGUGUGUGUGAUUUCAAGGCAGGAUGGCUGCAAAAGUGGUUCCUAUACCCCCAAAGCCAAAGAGGUCCUUUAUACUGAGAGUUCCUCCUAACUCCAAGCUGGGCCAAGAUCUACUUCGAGAUGCUACUAGUGGGCCCAAGACCAUUCACCAGCUGGUUCUGGAGCACUUCCUCACCUUCUUGCCCAAGCCAAGCCUGGUCCAGCCCAGUCAGAAAGUCAAGGAGACCUUGGUUAUUGUGAAGGACGUGAGCUCAAACCUUCAGAACAGCGUGCAACCUCAUCCCUUAGUGAAGCUUCUACCCAGAGAAGGAAUCCAGCAGAAACAGGAGACAGUGUCUCUGUGUUUGAAAGCUGAGUCUGAGGAGCUGGUGGUCUUUGAGGAUUUGAAUGUAUUUCACUCCCAAGAAGAAUGUGUAAGCUUGGAUCCUGUUCAGCAGCCCACCUCAGAGAUUCAAGACAACAGUAUUGGGGAGAUGAUGUUACUGGUCAGUGACAGUAAUCCUGAGGGUAAAGAUCUUCAGAAAGAACCUGUAGAGAAUGAAGAUCAGAGAGAAAAGUCUUCAGAUUGUGAUGAAAUUGAUUGCUCCGUGGUCUCUGAGCAACCUCCAGAUUGCCAGAAAGAGGAAAGACUAAAUACAUCCAUUCCAAAGGAAAGGAAAAUGAGAAAUCUUUUAGUUACCAUCGAAAAUGAUACUCCACUAGAGGAACUCUCAAAAUAUGUGGAUAUCAGUGUUAUCGCACUUACCAGAAAUCGGAGAACAAGAAGAUGGUAUACUUGUCCACUGUGUGGGAAACAGUUUAAUGAAAGUUCUUACCUUAUUUCCCACCAGAGAACUCACACUGGAGAAAAACCCUAUGACUGUAGUCACUGUGGGAAAAGCUUCAAUCAUAAAACAAACCUUAAUAAACAUGAGCGAAUCCAUACAGGAGAGAAACCUUAUUCAUGUUCUCAGUGUGGGAAAAACUUUCGUCAGAAUUCUCAUCGGAGUCGCCAUGAAGGAAUCCAUAUAAGGGAGAAGAUAUUUAAGUGUCCAGAAUGUGGGAAAACCUUCCCAGGAAACAAAGAAUUUGUGAUUCAUCUGCAGAGUCAUGAGGCUGAGAGGCCAUAUGGUUGUACAAAGUGUGGGAGGAGGUUUGGUCGGCUGUCAAACUGUACCCGGCAUGAAAAAACCCAUUCAGCAUGUAAGACCCGAAAACAGAAGUGGGAUCAGGAAAGGUCUGAUGGUCCUGCCUCAACCUGAAAUAUUCCUUAAGGAAUUCUGAAUUCCCAGGCUAUCUGAAAAGAUACAGAUAAGAAAACCUCAUUAUAGCCAAAAUUGGAUAAAUACCCAUGUUUGCUGAAACCUCAAGUUUUUAGAAAAUUCACAGGGGGGAAGAAAAAAAACAAAAACAUCCUCAAGGGCUAUACCUCAGUUAGCAACCAGGCUUUUUGGACUAGAGCUUUCUUUUGUGAACUUGUAUAACAAUGUACAGGUCACAGAUCCCUUCCCUGAAAAAUGCUUUGAAAUAUGUCUGGGGGCUGUUUACCUUCAAGGUGAAGAGUGAUGAGUGUCCUGAAAGUAUAUCCAGCUUUUCCCCCACAUAGGAAUUCACUCUUGAGAAAUAAUGUAAAGGCCCUUAUCUGGAACUGUGUUCCCCUAAAAGAACCAAACUAUUGAUUUUUUAAGUCAACAGCUUCUAUUAGCAACUCAUAUAACCCUCUAAGGAUACCCUUAAAGCCUGAGAGUUGAAAGGGAUUGUUUACUUUGGAAUUUAGGAAAAUACAGCAAGUGAAUGUCAAGGACUUACUCUGUCAUUUGUAUGUGAUCUAAACUAAUGAUGAAUUUCAAUAACAUUUGCAGUUUGUGGUGAAAAGUGACUUUUACAGAAAUCCUUUUCACAGCGUAAUUUAAAAGUGUCUACUGUUCUCACUGUAUUUUGUUCUGCAGUUAAUUGCUCACACAGCUCUCUCAUGCCUUUCCCUUGCCAAAAGAAGUUUGGGUAGCUCAGGCCUGGCCACCCAGCCCUGCUCCUGGAAAAGCUGUUUAGAAUCUUGCCCCUCUGUUGAGUUGAGAAGAAAACCUGCUAGGAAGGAAACCCCAAGAGGAGGAGGACGUUGGCUUGGAUCCAUGGCUAGUCAGUAAACUUGCCAUAUGCGUAUUUCCCAUCAGACCUUUGGCAAUGGAUGGUCACUACCUCACAAGCAAAGUGCUUUACUUUUAGCAAUUAUGUCUCCAAUAGCUAGCUCACAUUACCCCUCAGGAGACAGGGUUCCAGUGUCCUCAUUGUAGUGGAUAUUUGUUCUCUUUGGCCUCCUGAUACACAGACUUUCCUGACUUGUCUGCCAGAGGCAAGGCCAGCGGUGCCUUCAUGGGACCGAUCCUGUGGUGCAUCAUUUUAGGAUUCUUGAUCAGUCUUGCUCUUCUUAGAGUUCCUAAGGUUUUACAUUGGUAUUUUGAUUGGAAUAGGUUAAAUCCUAUAUAUCAGUACUAUUGGGGGAAAAUUACCUUUACAAAUUUUGUUUCCUAUCCAGAAACAUACCUUUCCAUUGAUUAGGGUAUUCCUAAGUUUUUCUAAUUUUCUUCAUGAAAGUUCUACAUAAUUUUGUUACUGUAAAUAGUUUUUUUCAUUAUAUUUUUCUAGUUGGUUAUUGCUCUUACAUAGGAAAGUUAUUUUUAAUUAUAUAUUUGCAAAACUAGCCACUUCUCUGAAUGUAAUGUUCAGUAAUUUUGUAAUUUCUCAGUUCUGUUAAAAUUUGUGGUUAAAAAUUAUACCAUUUACAAA
Messenger RNA from Kogia breviceps (pygmy sperm whale), 3221 nucleotides. NCBI's taxonomy places the organism in Eukaryota, Metazoa, Chordata, Mammalia, Artiodactyla, Physeteridae. The record is from RefSeq and is a predicted model, not a curated record.